AUGUCUGACAAAGUCGCCAGCCCCGUGGCGGUAGUGUCCACCGAUUUAGACGAUUAUAGCGGCAUCCCCGGUACUAUUCAGCUUGUUGAUGCGAAAAAUGAGUUGGUACUUCUUGAGAGCGGCGAUGUCAUCUUGACUCCGCAGCCUACUAGUGACCCGGAAGACCCCUUGAAUUGGCCAAAGUGGAGAAAGUGGAAGGCCAUUUUGUCUAGUCAUUUAUACACAAUUGCAAUUGCGUGGUCAUCUGCAGCAGUAUACUCGAUUCUGGUCCCAAUUUCUACCAGCACAGGUCUAUCAGUAGCUGACCUCAAUGGCGGCUCGGGGACGAUGCUCUUGUUCUUCGGAUGGGGAGCACUAAUAUGGCAACCGAUUGCAGUCACAUUCGGUCGUCGUGGAGUAUUCCUUCUCUCAUUGCUGGGGACAGUGGCAAUUUCAAUUUGGAGCGCUCACGCCCCCAGUUACGCCUCAUGGGUUUCAACCAGAGUUUUGUUGGGCCUCUUUGGUGCUCCAAUUGAGGUAGUGCCAGAGCUCGUUGCGACUGAUCUGUACUUUACUCAUGAGCGUGGAUUCCAUAUUGGAAUCUAUAUGUUUUGUCUCGCAGGAGGAAACUAUCUUGCGGCAGUGUUCUGUGGAAUAAUCAACGAUCACAUGGGCUGGCAAUGGGUUAUGUAUUGGUGUGGUAUAAUUAAUGCGGUGGUCUUCGUGGUAUUGUUUUUCUUCUACGAGGAAACAGAUUAUUAUCGAAAUACCAGCUUUGAAGCAUCCGGUCAAAAUUUGGCUGCUGCGAGCGAUCAAGCUGCUGGCGACACUGAGGCUGCAGUUUCACACCCGCCCCGGAAGACUUACCUCCAAAAGCUUAGCCUUUUCAGCUACAUACGUGAGAGACCUAAUCAAUUCUGGGUCUACACCUAUAGACCCCUGGUUAUGUUCUGGACGUUCCCUAUUGUUUUAUGGGCCAGCUUCUACCACGGAAUUGCAGUCCUGUGCUUCAAUGCUUUGAACGCAACAGCAUCUGUAAUUCUUUCCGCAGAGCCAUAUAACUUUUCAAGCACCGAUGUCGGUUUGGCUUAUAUUUCUCCUUUUAUUGGUGCUAUUGUGGGAGCCGUUUGGUCGGGUAAAAUCAGUGACUAUAUUUGUCUUAAGAUAGCCCGCAACAACAAAGACGGACUCAGGGAAGCCGAGUAUCGUUUAUGGGCAGCAGUGACCCUUUGUAUCAUCCCACCUGUGGGUUUGAUUGUCUGGGGAGUUGGAGCAGCCCAGCAUGUGCACUGGUUUGGCAUUGUCUUUGGAAUGGGAAUGAUGGGUUUUGCUCUGACAACCGGUGGUGGCAUAAUGAUCGGGUAUAUCAUUGACAGCUACAGGGAGUUGGCAGGAAGUACGAUGUCUUCUUUGAACAUCAUGCGCUGCACAAUGGCCUUCGGGUUUGGAUACGCGGUGACUCCGUGGUGGAACGCCACCGGUACCCAAAAUACUUUCAUCACUUGGGCUAUCCUGGUUCUGGUGUUCUUUGCUUCAUGGAUCCCCAUGUAUAUAUGGGGUAAGCAACUUCGGAUCCGAAGCAAGGAGAAGUAUUGGGUGCAGGUAAAAUCCGGGGUUGGUCUUCACUAA
Penicillium taxi is the source of this 1608-nucleotide messenger RNA. RefSeq names its product MFS general substrate transporter. Gene Ontology annotation, molecular function: transmembrane transporter activity. The record is from RefSeq and is a predicted model, not a curated record. The coding region runs from base 1 to 1608 and encodes 535 amino acids. Lineage: Eukaryota; Fungi; Ascomycota; Eurotiomycetes; Eurotiales; Aspergillaceae. The transcript is spliced from 7 exons. Gene Ontology annotation, biological process: transmembrane transport.